Molecule: messenger RNA, 759 nt
Organism: Coniophora puteana RWD-64-598 SS2
Lineage: Eukaryota; Fungi; Basidiomycota; Agaricomycetes; Boletales; Coniophoraceae
Exons: 3
Coding region: 1-759 (252 amino acids)
Source: RefSeq, a predicted model, not a curated record
AUGUCUCCCCUCCUCACCAUCUCCCCUCGCGCGCCCCCCGCGUCCUACGCAUCCCUCCCCUCAACGUACCCGCACCCCUCCCACUUCACCCCCGCCCCAUCCACCCCACACACCCUCCCCACACCCCACCCGCGCGUCAUCCCCGCGACCCCCGGACCAGCACCGACGCCGCCCGCGCACCCCGUCGCGCACCCGCACUACGACAUCCCGGGCGCACCACGGCACACCGCGCGAACACCGCCGUCGCCGUACACUGUCUCGCAGAACACCGUACUGCCGUACGCCCUGCUCGGGAUAUUCGGCGGGCUCGCUGUGCUCGCUAUUGUGUACUUUGGGUGCAGGACGCCGGCUCGGCGGUCUGCGGCGCCUCUGUCCCAUGGUCACGGUGGGGAGGGGGCAGAAGAGUUUGAGCAUAAGGUGACGCUGAAGGGGCUGGCGACGCCAGAGUUGUGCCGCGAUGAGGCGGCUGAGAGCGCUGCACAGGAAACAAAGGCGCAUCCACUAGCGUUCUGGACGCGGUGGACCGCGAGACGGUCCGGUGCUGCGCCGGGUCGUGAUUCAGACGCGAAUCGUCAGGUUGACAGCUCAUUCUCAGAUAGAGACGAAAAGUUCUCGAUGUCGUCCGGCUUCUCCACCCCGGAGCCCGUGGUGCUCCCCGACUUCCCCAAGCCCGUACAUCACUCGGAGACCCUAUCUUCGCUCUCGCAUAAUACUUACGCGUAUUGGGCGGCGCCGCUUCCUGGAAACGAGCGUCGCUGA